AUGCUAUUCAUUGAACCAAGCUUUGAAAAGCUCAAUGCAGAAGUGUCUGGAAAUCCAGUUGUGCGUAAGCUGUCGACUGUAAAUGCCUUGUCUCUGACGGCAUUCGGUUUGUUAAUGGUUAUUCUCAGAGACGUUUUUGAUUUCGAUUUUCUAUUGAUGAAUACAAUGGCUGUUACAGUUGA
Caenorhabditis elegans is the source of this 182-nucleotide messenger RNA. The record is from the annotation of a RefSeq genome assembly. Lineage: Eukaryota; Metazoa; Nematoda; Chromadorea; Rhabditida; Rhabditidae.